This is a messenger RNA of Fonsecaea erecta, 861 nucleotides long. RefSeq lists its product as hypothetical. The transcript is spliced from 3 exons. The record is from RefSeq and is a predicted model, not a curated record. Lineage: Eukaryota; Fungi; Ascomycota; Eurotiomycetes; Chaetothyriales; Herpotrichiellaceae. Gene Ontology annotation, cellular component: plasma membrane; cell cortex of cell tip. Gene Ontology annotation, biological process: fungal-type cell wall organization. Bases 1 to 861 code for a protein of 286 amino acids.
AUGCGGUUGUCUUCUCUCCUUACACUGGCAUGUUCCUUAACAGCCUUCAUUCUUUCCAUCCUCUGUCUGCUUGCCGGCGAUAAGAGGACAUUUCUGCAAGACACCGAGAUAUUGACGCUCAACAUCUCUCGUCUUGGUCAUGGCAAUCUAUUUGAAACCUCGAGUGGUGACAGCGGAUUGCUCUCGGGCUUGAGCAGCACCAUUCAGCAGGAUAUCAACGACCUCAUCGGCGAUGCAGCCACGGACAUUGCUUCACUCCUGGGCCUACCUGAUUUCUUCAAUGUCCAUGCCACAGACUACUGCCAGGGCAAAUAUUCACCCAACUCCACUGCGCACCAUGCCAAAUCAAAUGUGACGGAAUGCUCGAAAUCGUCCUUGGGCUUUCACUUCGAGCCCACCAAGAUUGUCCAGGAUCAUCUGCCGGCCGGGAUCACCUUGGGUGAUAUCCAUUGGCCCAGCGAUAUCACCGACGCCGAGCACAUCCUCAAAGUGGUCAGCCGCGUCAUGGUGAUCUUCUUCAUCGUCGGCAUAGUCUUGUCAGGUGUUGCCAUUUUCACGGCCGCCGCUGGCAUCUUUACCGAUGGCCGACUGUCAGCAUUCUUCAACUGGUUGGUGGAUGUGCUGGCGUUCAUUACCCUCGGCGUCGCCUCAGCCGUCGCCACGGCCGUGAUGGUCAUUGCAACCAACCGCAUCAACAAAUACACGGAUCAAAUCGGCAUAUCGUCAACCAAAGGCGGGAAGUUUCUGGCGAUGACCUGGGCGGCGACGGCGGUCAUGCUGCUGGCAUCUUUGGUGUCUAUCGUACAAUGUUGUGUGGGACGAUCCAGACCCAAGCGUUAUGGCGGGAAAGAAGGUUACUGA